This is a messenger RNA of Schistosoma margrebowiei, 2131 nucleotides long. The record is from the annotation of a GenBank genome assembly. NCBI's taxonomy places the organism in Eukaryota, Metazoa, Platyhelminthes, Trematoda, Strigeidida, Schistosomatidae.
GUAAUUUAUUGUUCUAUUCUAAUUGAGCCAUCGACUCACGCUUUCUCGUAUCUUUCCUAUCCCAGAUUCUUAUAUGGUGCUGUCCAUAAUAUUCCAACACACAACAUACUUUCAAGCUGAACGUAAACUUAUCGAAGGCUCAAGAUGUCAUCGGAUGAAAUGUUCUCGUUUCCAGUUACUAUACUUGAUGGUCCCGAUGGUGAGGAAAAUUUCGAGAUGGCGCGUGCUCGUAUUUGGCAGCUAAGUUGCAAGUCUGGUUGGAAUUUCGAUCGACUUGUUGCUGAUUUAACUCUAUCUAGUCAGUGUGAGCUAACUUUUGAGAUGAUUCAUAUGCUGUCGUAUGUUAAAAAAGGUUAGAUUAUUCUGAUUUUUCCAUUCCUUCAAUCAGUUGCUCCGCCUGGAACGCUGAGUGUUUUUCCGUCACCACUUCAAAGUGCCGAGUCAUGGAUCAGGGACAGGUGGAUUUUUCGAGAGGUAUAUUUGAUAGCUAACUCAAUUGUUCUCAGAACAACUCAGCUAAAUCCAUGGAACAUACUUUACCACUUAAAAAGGGAUUAAGAACCGCUGAUCCUGUAUCUCCCUCAAACCGCGCCUUUAAUGAUGAAGAACUAAAGAAUAGGAAAGUAAUGAAAGUUGACCAGGAUUCGGCUACGACAGUGUCGGUACCUACCGUACACAGAGCCAAUCGUUCACUCCCUGGAUUUCAAACUAUUUUACAAUGUGGGAAGACACUUGACGAUGAUACUUUAUUGGAAAAAACUAACACAGAAACGUCUUAUGAGUAUCCUAGCUUAUCGCUAAUUCAUACGUCGAAUUCACAGCAAGAAACCUUGCAUUAUCCGUCUGACUCACCUCCGUAUAUGCUUGUCCAGAGAUCAAGAGAAUCACUGGAGAAGGAUUAUAAGUCGUCUUCAAAACAGAUUUCUACUAGAGGUCCUCUUAAAAGUGAUAGUGGCUCCAAACGAAAUAAUAGUGGACAUUUUCUUAUGGAUAGUGAAAAAAACCGAAACCUGAUAAACUCAGAAAACACCGAUAUCGGUCAGUCGAAAUCAAAUAUGCUGAAUAUAUUUUAUGAUCCGUUGGGAUUAGAAACAACUAAUUGUAAUGACAGUGGUUAUCCGGUAGUUGACAGUAUUAAAAAAGUGUCUAAUCCUUCACAUAGUUUUCAUCCAGCUGAUGGCAAACAUAAUCUACUUGAAUCCAAAGACAAUGCUUUAAAUGUUAUUAGCACAAAAAUGAAUGUUUGUAUGGAUGAUACGUUUUUAUUGGAAUUUUUGGACAGAAAUUUGGCUGGAACUGGUUCCAAAACUAAUGUCGAUUUCGCCGAACGAUGUGGUUUAAAUUCUCCAACAGCUUUUGUCGAAGAUAUGAUUAAAAAAGCACAGAAAACUUUAAAUCAUCAGUAUAAAUGCUAAUAGUUUUUUGAUUAACUUUCCAUUCCGUUUUUUCUGUAUUAAUCUCAACUGCAUUUGUAUAUCAUAGAACAAUUCGGCGUUUUACUGGGGGUGUUACGAAUUCUGGUUUGUCUUAGUUGUAAUCUUCUAGCAUAUCUAUAUCUACCUUUAAAUUUUCCUUAAGUCACUAUGGUAAUUCGAGUUUCGACAUCCAUUUUGAUAACUUUCUAUAUUGUAAUGAGAGGUUAAAUGUUAUUAGAACCAUGUGAUACACAAAUAGGAUUAAUCUAAUCAUAUAAAUUAACAGGUUAAUAAAUUUAUGUGCUGGUGUACUAAUGUUGGGUUUAAUUACUCUUAUGGCAACCUAAUUUGGUUCAAACUCCAAUCUGAUAACUCAUAAAGAUACUCGUGAUAUAUGACCACGAUAUAUCAUUAGUUCAUUACCAAAAAGCACUUAAUAAGUAUAUGAACUUUAGUAACCACCAUAUGAGACUUCUUGCAAACUUUCCAUUUAGCCAUUUGGAUAGUUUCGCUCUCAACGACUUAUGCUUUCCAGUAGCUUUAAUGCUUACUUAUAAUUACACUGUUUUCGUUCCAAUUUAUGUUUGAUUGAAGAUAUGAUGGAAACCAGUCUGUAAAUCAGUGAAGUCUGGUUUGCCACUCACUGUUUUGUGAAAAAAAUGGUUAAUUCAUAGUAAAGAACGACUGAGUUCAUUGCUGCAUCGCUCUGAUUGUUG